AGAUGUCUAGGUUGGCAAUUUAACUGGAUCAGUGGAUGUCACUGAGUCUAAAAAACUUGCAAACAAGUUAGAGACAGAGGGGUGACGUGUCUUUGACUUGAUCGCUGAGGACGGAAAGGUCGCCCAUUUUUAUUGUAGUGCUGUUUUAUUUUUACUAACUGCUCCUUUUAUAAUGCUGUAUCAAAUAAGGUUUAUCAUACGCAACAUAUAUCUUGAAAUGAACAAAUAGUGAAAUAGUGAAUUACAUCACUUUCAUUAUUUCAUUUAUGUAUUUCUAUUAUAUGUCGCUAAUAGGUAUUGUCUUUUUAAAAUUUUCAAAUAUGAUUGUUACCGUGCAGUAAAUAAACAUGAAUUGUCCUGUGGGAAACUUUAUUAUUGAGGCCAGAAUGACUGUAAUUGAGCAUCCAUGGAUGUCCAGGCACCUGGAACAGGCUCACUUAUCAGCUGAGUGACAAAUAUGUUGAAGCUAUAGUGUCAUCUUGACCUGAUUUUUCUUCAGCAGUGCCAUCAUCCUUUUAUUAUGAUCCAAUUUGUGUUACUGUAUCUUUACUUACUUUAAGUAUGCUCACUGUUCUACUUUUAGAUAGGAGACAAACAAAAAAAGAAAACCCCCUCUAAGAAAAAGUGGAAAUGAUUCAUUUAGUGGCAGUGAUGCUAAUUCUUGCAUCCUUGGACCAAGCAAAAUCAGAUCCCAAGGUGAGCGGCUGGGAUGACGAAGACUGGAUAGCUGCAGACACAAUCACCAACAAUUACGGAACUAGUGAUUAUUAUAAUCAAACUGGAAAUGUAGAUAGUGCGGGAAUACAAUUUAAAACUGAUAGCGUUUUAGGCGAAGAUGAUCACAUAAAUGUUUUUUUUCUGAACAAGGAUGAUCAAGAAACCGGAAUGUUCUAUAUUCAAUUUAAAGAUGCGAUGGUCAUACAUCCAAACGGCUGCCUGGCUUCAGGCACAGCAAAAUUGUCCGCAGCCGUACCGAGUGAAAAUGAAAAGAUCUGGACCGUUUCCUUUAACGACGAACUAAGGCUAACAAUAGAUGUCAAUGGGGUCAUUCUUUACAACUUUUUGAUGUCAGAAUGUACAGCACGGUGGUGGACAAAUAAUUGGAAAAUAGGCACAGUAUCCAUAGAUAUUGAAUCAAGAGAUUCCAAGGAUAUAGUACUGGACGGUUACAGGGCUUUCUCAAAAGAUGAAGAUUGUGUUGCGGGCCAGUCUCUGGAUCAGUCAACUGGCUGUCAACCCUGUCCGGCAGAUGAAUGGAGUUUAGCAGCAAACGCAGCUUCUACCUGCACGGCAUGUCCAGCUGGCAAAGGGGUAGCCGCUGGAUCAGGAACAUCACAAAGUGCCUGCACAUGGAAAGAUUGUGUUGCGGGCCAGUCUCUGGAUCAGUCAACUGGCUGUCAACCCUGUCCGGCAGAUGAAUGGAGUUUAGCAGCAAACGCAGCUUCUACCUGCACGGCAUGUCCAGCUGGCAAAGGGGUAGCCGCUGGAUCAGGAACAUCACAAAGUGCCUGCACAUGGAAGGAUGACGAUACGAAGACCAAUAAUGAAGAUAAUCACAACUUGUCAGAUGCUGGAUAUAGCAUGACGAUCAGUACAAUUCUAUUUGGUACUUUGCUAUGUGCAAUAAACAUGAUUUACUAAAAGUCACGUUGAAAAUGUUUGAACACCGUAAUUAUAAAACAAAUAAAGACGAAUAUGGAUGAAUAUGGACGGAUAUGGCCAAUAUGCAUGCAUGCAUGAUCCAAUCUAUCAUUAUAUAAUCAUAGCCAUACUAGAGCUCUAGAUUUAAACAUUAAAUGUGUAGCUUUCAGUUUCCUAAUAAAACCGUAUUGGAAAAUUUAUGGAAUUUAAAAUAUCAAUAAUUUUAAACGAAAAACAUUUUAUUUUAAAUAUUUUUAAGAUCCAUACCACAUCUUAUUGUGGCUUAAUAUUUGGUACAUUUGUAUUCUACAGUAUAUAUGGGUAUUGGGCAUAUACUACUACAGUAUAUAUGAAUUAAUUAUACUUAUAGCGUUUCUGUUCAUGUUUAUUGCCCAGCUAUUUUUUUACAAUUAAAUAAGACAUUAGUGCGACACCAGAAGCUACAAUUACAGGUAUUUCACCCAAAGCUUUGUUUUCAGCAUGAUUUGUGCUUGGGCCUGGGUAGAUCGUGUUAUUUUAGUUAUUAUCUAUAUCAUAUCAUCUUUUGUAGCCAUUUUCCUUACGUGUUCACAUGUCAUAAUCAAUAAUCAUGUAUUUUAGUGACUAUAAUAUUUUCUAACACGCAUUAAUAAUCUACUUUCAGCAUAUUUUCACCUCACAAGCAUAAUCAUUGUCACCUAGAUUGCACUGCACUUUUAAUUAGUCCUUUCACGUGCCACAUCACAACUGCAAAACAUCCAAUCAUUUAAUAAGCUUCAUACCUCAUGUUUGUAAUUUAUUUGUCACGUGCCUUUACAUUUAUAUAGCUAUAUAGGAAAGUUAAGAAUCACCUGGCAGUUCAUUUUUAAUCCUUCUCUUUUAAGUUAUCGAGUAUACUAUUCGGAUUCCUUUCUCGUAAAUACUCUAUUUCUCUUAU
Bolinopsis microptera is the source of this 2557-nucleotide messenger RNA. RefSeq lists its product as uncharacterized. The transcript is spliced from 5 exons. The coding region runs from base 631 to 1641 and encodes 336 amino acids. Lineage: Eukaryota; Metazoa; Ctenophora; Tentaculata; Lobata; Bolinopsidae. The record is from RefSeq and is a predicted model, not a curated record.